Molecule: messenger RNA, 2592 nt
Organism: Lachancea dasiensis
Lineage: Eukaryota; Fungi; Ascomycota; Saccharomycetes; Saccharomycetales; Saccharomycetaceae
Source: the annotation of a GenBank genome assembly
AUGGAUAAAGCUAUUGUAAAGGGACUCAACGAUAAACUCUAUGAGAAACGGAAAGCUACUGCUAUCAAUUUGGAGAAACUCGUGAAACAAUGUUUAGCCGAAGGGAACUACGAUCGCGUUGACGCCAUCUUGGACGAGCUAUGCAGGGACUUCGCAUAUGCGUUGCAUCAACCCAUGGCCCGAAACGCGGGUUUAAUGGGGCUGGCAGCAGGGGCCAUUGCGUUAGGCUCGACGGAGGUAGCGCGCUAUUUGGACCGAAUUCUUCCGCCUGUACUAGCUUGCUUUGGGGAUCAAAAUGAUCAGGUUCGCUUUUAUGCGUGUGAAAGUCUGUAUAACAUUGCCAAGAUCGCGAAAGGAGAAAUCCUGGUAUAUUUCAACGAGAUUUUCGACGUACUCUGUAAAAUCAGCGCUGAUACAGAGUCAUCGGUAAGGGGAGCCGCUGAGCUGCUCGAUCGGUUAAUAAAAGACAUUGUUGCGGAACGUGCUUCGAAUUAUAUAAGCAUUGUAAGCAGCAAUCCAGAAGAUCUGUCGCCUGCAACACGCACUGAUCCUCAAACUGGUGAGGUAUUACAGGAGGAGUACAAACAAGAGCCUCAGUUUGCAUUCUCGCUGCCUAAAUUCAUUCCCUUACUGACAGAACGGAUCUAUGCUAUAAACCCGGACACGAGGAUGUUCUUGGUGUCAUGGCUACAAGUCUUGGAAAACAUUCCUGAUUUGGAGCUGGUCACCUACCUACCCUCCUUUUUAGGUGGCCUUUUCACCUUUCUUGGUGACACUCACAAGGAUGUUCGAACCGUGACGCAUUCCUUAAUAGACUUGCUACUUCAUGAAACGCAGCGUAUCUCUGAAGUUAAAGCCAUUGCUAAAAAAAAAAUAGAUGAGAAAGCUCAAAAACGGCUGGUGUCAGAAGAGUCCUCUAUAAAGAAACAAGAUGGGCUUUCCAUCAGCGAAAGAAAGAAGUCUCUGCUAACCGCUUUUGAACAGCUUGCGGUCAAAGAUUCGCCACACGUACCUAAGAAUAGAUCAGCUUCUGGUGGAGAUGAACUUAAGACCACCGAGAUUUCCGAACCAACUUCGGCUACAGAGAACUUGGAAAAGGCGGGCUUGGGGGCCACUAAGAUGCUUGAAUCAAUAGAUUCUAACGAUGGUGAUCUCUAUAAUCCUGGCCAGGACAUUCAUUUAGACUUUCCUAAAAUUAUCGAGAUACUCAUUAACACUCUCACUUCUUCGGAGCCUGAAAUCCAACUAGUGGUUUUGACGUGGAUAGACACUAUACUGGAUAUCUGUCCCUCUGCAUUUUUACCAUUCCUAUCCCGAUUAUUGUCACUUCUUUUGAAGAUUUUAAGUGAUGUUGAUCAAAGAGUCCGAAAACUGGCCCGGGCGGUAAACGAAAAGCUUAUUGAUUUGACAGGUAAGUUCGAUUAUAAAGAUGGACCCGACGCCAUAAAUUACGGGCCUAUAGUUAACACCCUCACGUUGCACUUUUUGGAUAGUGACGUCGUCGCUAAAGUUGCGUGCCUCGAAUGGCUGAUCUUGAUUUAUCACAAAGUUCCUAAGCAGCUAUUAGAACACAGUGACAGCACCUUUCUGACCUUAUUGAAAUCUCUCUCUGAUAAGGAUAACCAGUUGAUUUCGAAAGCUUUGGAUUUGUUAGGGGAUUUGUGCAAUAAUUCGAAUGACGAAUAUUUCAAAAAGUUUGUAGGAGAACUACUGCUUCUUUUCAAAAACGAUGGGAGGCUUAUGAAAACAAGAGCCAGUCACAUCUUUAGACAACUCGGUAUAAAACUUUCCACCGAAAAGGUGUACAAUGUGAUUUCGUCCAUUUUAGAAAAAGAAGAAGAUAUUCUGUUCGUGCGGAUGAUGAUUCAGAUACUCAAUACCAAUUUGAUCACGGCCCCAGAGUUCGAAGGUUUGAGAAAGAAACUGAAGGCCGAUACUGAUAGUGACUUCUUUUCUUGCCUUUUUAAGUCAUGGUCACAUAACCCAACCUCUCUACUUUCUCUUUGUUUAUUGGCAGGCAAAUAUGAACUUGCGUACUACGUCCUACAGACUUUCGUGGAAUAUGAACUAUCAGUGAAUGAUUUAGUGCAGAUAGACAUUUUAGUUCAAUUGCUAGAAUCUCCGGUUUUCACUAGCCUACGGCUGCAAUUGUUGGAGCAGGAGCGUUUCCCGUACCUUUACAAAUGUCUAUAUGGCAUUUUGAUGGUACUGCCACAAUCCAAAGCUUUCCAAAUACUCAACACCAGACUCAGUAGUGUCAGCGCACUAGCAGCCCGUAAAAUUCCAUCUAGUCCUGUUUACAAGCUCAAUAACGGGUCCGGAAAUUUAAGUGUUGGCGUUUCACAAGAAUCUAUUAAUUCCAAUAAUUCCAUCCAUCAAAAGACGGCAAAAUUUCAAGGCCUUUUGGACCACUUUAAAAACGUUUGUGAUGCUGAGUUGAGCUCAAGUAAGUCAAACGCAGUUGAAGACACACACUUUGCGCUUCUAGAUCACGUCUUGAAGAGUGAGGCUUCUUUUGGGAGUUCAAGCUCUCCAGUGAAUGGAACCGAAAACGAGAAUGACGACACUCAAUCGGUCAUCUUUCAUGGAUAA